AUGCCCUCACAACGCCCCUACUUCCUCUCCUCCUUCAUCGCCGCUUUCCGCCAACAAGGGCCAACCCUCCAAACCAACCAGCAACCCAACAAGCACACCAGCCAAACCACCAACGGCUCAUCCCCAUCGCCAUCGCCAUACCCGCAAACAGCGUCCGCGCCACGGUCCAUCUCCUCCACGGCAGCAGCGUCAUCCGCACAGGCGAAUAGUCGCUCCCCUCCCACCAGCGUGUCUAUCCACUCUCCCCGCGGCAGCGGCGCAACGUCCAUUCCUAUCCCGAACCCUUCUGCGUCGGGCCGUCGAAGGGGCAGCGACAGCAGUAGCGAGGGCUUUAGGGAUGCGAUAGGUGCGGAUAGGUGGUACAUUGGUGGUAGGACGGCGGGCGGGGAGGAAAAGUUUUUCAAGUUAGGCGUGGUGAGGAGGGUGAAAAGCAAUGAUGGGUUGAGCUUGGAUCGGCUGAGUUUAUAA
Pochonia chlamydosporia 170 is the source of this 468-nucleotide messenger RNA. RefSeq lists its product as hypothetical. Lineage: Eukaryota; Fungi; Ascomycota; Sordariomycetes; Hypocreales; Clavicipitaceae. The transcript has a single exon. Bases 1 to 468 code for a protein of 155 amino acids. The record is from RefSeq and is a predicted model, not a curated record.